AUGCAAUGCAUUCAAUACAACAACACAUGAGUCAGUCAUUGAAGGCGAGACCACAACAACACCACUGAAGACAUCACUCAAACACAUCCACCCAUCAGACCACUUGUGUCCACACAAUACCAUAGCAGAUAUGGAGGUAAUCGUCGGCACAUACGAAGAGUAUCUCAUCGGAUAUCAACUCAAACGCCAAGACGACACGUAUGUCUUGGAGCAGACCUUUGCAGACAGAGCCCACUCGGGAAGCGUGAGGUGUCUGUCGACCACCUCGAAGGUGAUGGUCAGCGGCAGCACCGAUGAGGUGAUCCACAUCUACAACAUGAACCGGCGCUCAGAUAGCGGUACUCUUCAGCACCACUCGGGAACCAUCACUCACUUGGAGUUCUUCAAGACGACACACCUGUUUAGCGGCUCCGAAGACGGAACGGUAUGCGUUUGGGACACAAGGAGUUGGGUCUGCGAUAAGACACUCAGAGGGCAUAAGGACGCCAUCACUGGUCUCAGUGUUCAUCCAUCGGGAAAGUUGAUGCUAUCGGUGUCCAGGGAUAAGUCGCUGAGGACGUGGAAUCUCAUCAAAGGUCGGUGCGCUUACGUGACUAACAUCAAGGCAGUGGCCCAUCUGGUCCAGUGGGCACCGGACUCGACAUUCUUCGCGGUGGUCAUUGAUAAGCGCAUCGAUAUCUACGACAUCACUAUCGGCGGUGUCGUCCAUACCAUCGAUUUCGGCAAAAGAGUUAAUUGUAUUUUGUUUUUGAAUAAUGAUGUGAUAGCCAUCGGCGGUGAGUCCAACGACAUUGAGUUAUACGACAUCAGCAACAAAUGCACUAUAAAUACAUUUACGGCUCAUUCAAAUCGAUUGAAAGCACUCCAGAAGACGACAUCACAUCCGGACAUAAAAGACAACAAAUUAUGGUUGACUUCUGUGUCCAGCGAUAGCUAUAUAAAAGUCUGGGAAUUGGAUCUCUUGGAGCUCAAAAGUGAGCCAAAACUGAUCGCAUCGGUGGACACGACAUGUCGGCCCACGUGUCUGUCCGUCAGGACGUUCACAGACAGCGAUACGGCGGCUGCCGAUGAGAAUAAUAGUCAGACCACCGAUGCGUCGGUGAAUGUGGUCUCCGAUGAGAAGCCGAAGACAAAUGUGUCGAAAAAGAGGAAAAAUAAGUCCAAAGAGAAAAUUGCGAACAAAAAGGUUUAAUUGACUCCAAAAUGACUAAACUAUUGAAUUUUGUGCUCAUAUUUGGUGACCAUUUGCAUGAAUAUUAUUAUUAUUUUGUAUUUUGAUUUUCUUAUGAAGAAUUUAUACGAAAAAUAUAUAUUUGUUUGUAAUUAUGAAUUGAAUUUUUCAUUUGAUAUAAACAUUUAUCCGC
This is a messenger RNA of Oppiella nova, 1364 nucleotides long. The record is from the annotation of a GenBank genome assembly. Lineage: Eukaryota; Metazoa; Arthropoda; Arachnida; Sarcoptiformes; Oppiidae.